Messenger RNA from Vanessa tameamea, 1739 nucleotides. RefSeq names its product cytoplasmic tRNA 2-thiolation protein 1 (gene Ctu1). The record is from RefSeq and is a predicted model, not a curated record. The transcript has 4 exons. Lineage: Eukaryota; Metazoa; Arthropoda; Insecta; Lepidoptera; Nymphalidae. Gene Ontology annotation, cellular component: mitochondrion; cytosolic tRNA wobble base thiouridylase complex. The coding region runs from base 241 to 1662 and encodes 473 amino acids. Gene Ontology annotation, molecular function: tRNA binding. Gene Ontology annotation, biological process: tRNA wobble position uridine thiolation.
ACUCACCAGCAUAACGUAGUGAUUAUAUGCUUUUUGCUUACCGGAAUCACCAGUGCAUAUCCCACAGAAUAGAUUUAUAGGGGAUCAAAUCAAGUUUGAAGUCAUAAUUCAACAAGUUCAUGUUUGUUUUCAUUUUGGAAGUAUUGGAUAACCUGAAUCGUUAAAUAACAUAAUCUUGCUCAAUAUUAUUCUUGUUAAUUUUAAAUAUUCUUUAAUAUUACAAUAAUACAAAUUCCCAAAAUGCCAGUACCGUGUAGAGCUGGAUGUGGGAAAAAUGCAAUGUUAAAGCGACCUAAAACAGGAGAUGCUUUAUGCAAAGAAUGUUUUUUCUGGGCAUUUGAAACAGAAAUACAUUUCACAAUAACAAAAGGGAAACUUUUCAAAAAAGGUGAUUCUGUCGCUGUAGCUGCAUCGGGUGGUAAAGACUCGACCGUCCUAGCACACGUAUUGAAGACUUUGAAUGAAAGAUAUAAUUAUGGCCUAAACCUUAUGCUUUUAUCAAUUGACGAGGGGAUCACUGGUUAUCGAGAUGAUAGUCUUGAAACAGUAAAACAGAAUAGAGAUGACUAUGAAAUGUCACUGAAGAUAUUGUCUUACAAAGAGCUGUAUGGCUGGACCAUGGACGAGAUAGUAGCUCAAAUAGGAAGGAAGAAUAACUGCACAUUUUGUGGAGUUUUCCGCAGGCAAGCCUUAGAUAGAGGAGCUGCCAUGCUUAAUGUAAAAUGUAUAGCCACAGGACACAAUGCAGAUGAUAUUGCAGAGACAGUUCUCAUGAAUGUGUUAAGAGGAGACAUUGCUAGAUUAAAAAGAUGUACUGCUAUAUCCACUGGAAGUGAAGGAACAAUUCCUAGAGUGAAACCUCUGAAGUACACAUAUGAAAAGGAAAUAGUGAUGUAUGCACAUUACAAGAGACUUGUGUACUUCUCAACAGAGUGUGUAUUUGCUCCUAAUGCGUACAGGGGGCAUGCACGAGCACUCCUUAAAGACAUGGAAAAAAUCAGACCUACAUGCAUUAUGGACAUUAUUUAUUCAGGUGAAACAAUGGAAGUUAAAGAAGCGGUAUCACUUCCCUCCCAAAGAGUAUGCAUUCGAUGCAACUUUGUGUCUUCCCAGGAAGUAUGCAAGGCUUGUGUUCUCUUAGAAGGCCUGAACAAAGGACUUCCGAAGCUUGGUAUAGGCAAAAGUUCGAAAGCAAAAAGAAUGUUAGAAGAGUAUAAUGCAAAACAAAACAAAUCUUUAGAAGAAGCAAUAAACAAUAUUAAUGAGGAAUAUGAGAAAAAUAAUUGCAUUUCAAAAGGCAAAGUAUGCAGAUCUUCAUGUAAGAGUAAGCAAACAGCACAAAUUAAUAAAACCCAUAAAACAACUUCAGAGACAUGUUGUAAUGGACAAAGUGAUGAAAAACUAAAUACAGAUAAUGAUAUCACUAAUUCAAAAGUAAAAGUACUUUUGAAAGAAUAUGGAUUAUCUGAAGCCACCCAAGAUGACAGUUCAAAUUUAAUAUCUGAGAAAAUAGAUCACAGUAACACUGAAAAAGUAGCAAAUGCUACAAAUGAUGAUGAUUUUGAAGUUGACUCACAUAAUACUGAUGAACAAAUAGUUGACGAAGAUGACACUUGCGGUGGAGCUUGUGGGAAAAUAGAUUCACUACAUAUAAGUUUCUGAUACAGACUAUAAAUGGUGUUUAUAGAUUAUAUUAUAAAUAAUAUACAGAUAUUAUAUAAAAUAACCUUUAUUUCACC